Molecule: messenger RNA, 2322 nt
Organism: Nothobranchius furzeri (turquoise killifish)
Lineage: Eukaryota; Metazoa; Chordata; Actinopteri; Cyprinodontiformes; Nothobranchiidae
Gene: nthl1
Product: nth-like DNA glycosylase 1
Biological process (GO): base-excision repair, AP site formation; nucleotide-excision repair; base-excision repair
Cellular component (GO): nucleus
Molecular function (GO): oxidized pyrimidine nucleobase lesion DNA N-glycosylase activity; 4 iron, 4 sulfur cluster binding; DNA binding
Source: RefSeq, a predicted model, not a curated record
CAUCGACAAAACGCUUUACCAUCAACGUGUACCGAGGGCAACUCUGGACCGGUUCGUGGCGCAUCUUUGUCUUCUUUGCCAGCCAAGGUGCCCUGGAUGAAACAUCAUCCUAAGGUGACGUCCCGGGUCCAACAGGGAGUCCGAUUUUCGGCAUGAGUCACCACGAUCCUGAAGCGAACUUCAGCUCCAGGUCGAUGUUUCCUAGCGUCCGCUGUGGCGCGAGGAGUCUCCGUUCACUGGUCCGGAUUUUGAUCAUGAGCUCUCCGUAUUUCACACAGAGUAGGUCUGUUAUCACCCGAAGUAGCAGUCAAAGCGCAGGGGUCACACCUGCGGCCUCUGUUAGGUCCAAACUAUUCAGCAGACAGCCGAAAACGGCUCCUCCUGUGGCGGUGACGCUGGAGGUGGAGGAGGCGAGUGUAUCCGAGCUGGAACCCGUCUCGGUCGCUUCUUCGGCGGGUUGUGACAAACUCAAAACAAAGCCUUCCUCUGAACGUAGGAGGAAACAAGUUAAGGUGGAAUACGAGAACCACGGUCAUUUACCUUUUAAGAUGGAGUUCUGGGAACCUCUGAACUGGAAGAAGCAGUUUGAAUUAAUCCGUGAGAUGAGAAGCGGUCGUGAUGCACCUGUAGAUGAGAUGGGAGCAGAAAAGUGCUACGACACAGAGGCGCUUCCACGUGUGAGACGUUUUCAGGUGUUGGUGUCCCUCAUGUUGUCCAGUCAGACUAAAGACCAGGUGACAGGAGCUGCUAUGCAGAAGCUUCGUGCUCACGGCUGCACUGUGGAGAAUCUACUGGCCACUUCUGAUGAGAAGCUGGGAGAACUCAUCUAUCCUGUUGGUUUCUGGAGGAACAAGGUGAAAUAUCUGAAGCAGACCUCAGCUGUGCUGCAGAGGGACUUUGGAGGAGAUAUCCCAAAUAGUGUGGAGGGACUGGUCCGGCUGCCAGGAGUUGGACCUAAAAUGGCUCACCUUGCAAUGGACAUCGCCUGGAACCAAGUGUCUGGAAUCGGUGUGGACACCCACGUCCAUCGUAUCUCUAACCGGCUGGGCUGGUUCAGAAGACCAACCAAGAAUCCAGAAGAAACACGCAAGGCCCUGGAGGAGUGGUUACCUCGGGAGCUGUGGAGCGAGAUCAACUGGCUUCUGGUGGGAUUCGGGCAACAGGUUUGUCUUCCUGUCAGCCCCCUGUGCUCCAGUUGUCUGAACCAGAACAUCUGUCCUUCAGCUCAUCAGAGUUCUCCGGUCAAAAGGCCCAAAGCUGGAUCACCGCGCUCUCCCAAGAGUCUCCCUUUUAAAACUAAAACUGAACCUGGACAAGAACUGGCUUUGAAUGAUGAGACCAUAAAGCAGGAGCCACGGCCAGAAACGGUUUCCUACAUGAGACCAAGGAGGAAAAACAAAUGCCCACUGUAGAAAAACAUACGUUAACCGUAUAUUAUCCUAGUGAACAUCAACCAGCUUUAUGCUGUUUGUUUUUUAUUUGUAACACUUCAAAAGCAUCUUUAUAUUUUAUAGAUUAUAUUUUUGUACUGUUCUUCAAUUUUUUUUCAACCAAAUAAAAAAGAUAAUGUAGUAAAAUGUUAUUUUUUUCUUAGUUUUACUAAAUAUUCACAUACAUGAUCACGUUUAAAAGAACAUUUAUCUUACUGUUUUUAUACUAUUACUACUGCAGAGAAUAACAGUGCAUUGUCUUAUUUUUUUUUAACUUCAUAAUUAAUUAGUCGAGUUGUUUUUUUUAUCAUUUUUGACUGAUUUGUUUUUAUUUUAGGGGUAUGCUUUCUUUUUACAAAAUAAUUUGUAUUUUACUUUAGGUGGGAUGGGGUCGUUAAUGCGAUUCACACGUCAUCUGGAGGAGGAAACAUCUGUGAGACUUUGCCUUAAGCCAGGGAUUCCCUAAGUGUAGUGCGCGCACCCCGGGGGCGCGAGAGCUGCCGCUAGGGGGUGCGCGAGAUGAAAAGUGUAAUGGCUGCGGAGUCACCAUCAGCAUAGCCAGAAACUCAUUUAAGGGUGGGCCUAAGAAAAAGUAAGUGGGCCUAAAAAAUGUAAUUGAAAACAAGUAUAUUUUGCGCGUGUGUGUGUCCUCCUCCGCAUGUGCCCUAGCUUCAUAAUAAUAAUGCGCCGAGCUUCAGCGCUCUGGCCUGUGCACACUGUCAGUAGCAAGAUAUGUUCCGUAUUUGAUCAUUUUUAACGGUGUUGGAGAAAUCUGAAGGUGGUGGGUCAUUCUGGCAGAUUGUAAUUAACACCUGUCUCAUGCAGGUGUUCUGACGUUGUAAACCUCACACACAGAACAUUAUGGAUAUAACUAAAUAAAUCAAGAAAUGAU